UACGCUUUACAGAACAAGACAUAAAAUACUAAUACAAGAUGGUAGCAACAAAAAAAACGUCGCAAUACUCAAAUGCAGUUUAGCUAGACAUAAAAAAUGACUGCACCAGGUGAAUUGAUUGUUAUUGGAGCUGGACUUCCUCGAAAUGGCACCCAUACAACAAAAACAGCUUUAGAAGUACUUUUGCCUGGAAAAUGUCAUCACAUGUAUCCAAUAAUUGAAAAACACCAGGCAGAAUGGAAAUGUAUAUUAAACGAUGGCAUGUCUGAUGAGGAGUUUAAGUCUUUCUUUCUUUCAAAUGGAUACAUUGCUGCAGUAGAUGCUCCAGUAACAUUCUUUUAUGAAAGAAUGAUGAAAGUAUUUCCAAAUGCCAAAGUAAUACUGAACGUGCGAGAACCAAAGUCGUGGGAGCGAUCAAUGAAUAAAACCGUUUAUCCGUUGUUAACCAAAGGCUUUCUUUUCCCAGAUGAUGCUUUUGAGAUGUUAGGCUGGUUCAAAUCCUAUCUUAUCUAUAGGAGAGAAUUUUAUCGUGUUUUAAUGAAACACCCCCGAGUGAGUGAGAUGAUUGCAUCGGUAAGUUGCGGUAAUGGCGUGGAAUAUUACAACAAGUGGGUGGAAGAAGUCAAACGAAAUGUAAGUGAAGAAAAACUGCUGGUAUUUAGUGUUAAGGAGGGUUGGAAACCACUGUGCAAGUUUUUAAAUGUGCCAAUCCCAUCCCAGCCCUUUCCGCAUUCCAACGAUAGCAAGGCGUUUGAGGAGCGCAUUGCUUUAAAUCACAAACGCUCCAUGUUGCUAAUGUAUGAGCUGAUAACAAUCCCAAUGGCAAUUUGGAUGUUUUCUAAACUGUGCUGGAAAAAAUGAAAUUUGUUGGCAAAACAAAUAACUAGGCCUUGUUUCAAAUUUAAAAUCAAACAUUCUCGUGAGCAUUUAUUUUUUUGGUUUUCUUGUUGUUUAAGGACUUAUCAAGUAAAUAGUCGAAGCAAUUAAUGUAGUAAGCUGUUUGCUCUAUUUUUUGUUAUAAAAGCCUUCAACAGUGUGUUAGCUACGCUACUCUAUUUUUGUAUCUUUUCCCUUAUUGAGGUAUUCUAAUUUAUAAGGUUGCUAGAAUGCGUCGACAUAAAAUUAAGUUUGCUUAAAACAAAACCUCAAUGAAUUUGUUUCCUGCAUUUCGUACAGUUUCGAACAGUUUUUGAUAAAAUAUCUGGGUAUCUGUGUUGUUAUUAUGGUCAGUUUCUGUGAAGUGUUUACAAACAAAAAAUAAAAAGGCACAAAAUUUUAUUCACGUCAAAAAAAAGCAAACAGUUUACGUUUUUUUUUUUGUUGCUACCAUCUUGUAUUAGUAUUUUAUGUCUUGUUCUGUAAAGCGUAUGUAGUGAAAUGUCAUUAGUAAAUAUUUAAGGGUAUCCUUAAUUGUUGCAUGUUAUAUUAUCAAUGGAGUAAUUAAAAAUUUAGUAUUUAACUUUAA
Messenger RNA from Hydractinia symbiolongicarpus, 1465 nucleotides. RefSeq lists its product as uncharacterized. NCBI's taxonomy places the organism in Eukaryota, Metazoa, Cnidaria, Hydrozoa, Anthoathecata, Hydractiniidae. The transcript has 2 exons. The record is from RefSeq and is a predicted model, not a curated record. Bases 97 to 861 code for a protein of 254 amino acids.